Molecule: messenger RNA, 600 nt
Organism: Merops nubicus (carmine bee-eater)
Lineage: Eukaryota; Metazoa; Chordata; Aves; Coraciiformes; Meropidae
Product: zinc finger protein 142-like
Exons: 2
Coding region: 1-600 (199 amino acids)
Biological process (GO): regulation of transcription by RNA polymerase II
Molecular function (GO): DNA-binding transcription factor activity; RNA polymerase II cis-regulatory region sequence-specific DNA binding
Source: RefSeq, a predicted model, not a curated record
AUGCGGAUCCACAAGGAGGAGCGGAAGUACCUCUGCCCUGACUGCGGCUACAAGUGCAAGUGGGUGAACCAGCUCAAGUACCACAUGACAAAGCACACAGGCCUGAAGCCGUACCGCUGCGACGAGUGCGAGUACCGCACCAACCGGGCAGACGCCCUGCGGGUGCACAGGGAGACGCGGCACCGGGAGGCCCGCUCCUUCAUCUGCGAGCAGUGUGGCAAGGCCUUCAAGACCCGCUUUCUCCUCAAGACCCACCUGAAGAAGCACAGCGAGGAGAAGCCCUACGUCUGCAACGCCUGCGGGCGGGCUUUCCGCUGGGCGGCCGGCCUGCGCCACCAUUACCUGACCCACACCAACGAGCACCCCUUCUUCUGCCGCUACUGCCCCUACAAGGCCAAGCAGAAGUUCCAGGUCAUCAAACACAUCCAGCGGCAUCACCCCGAGUGCGGAGCCAGCGACCCCAGCCAGGGGGUGGGCAAGGACCCUGGCACGCCUCCUGUCCACCUCCAGGCCGUGCAGAGGGAGAGCCAGGCUCAGGGGCACCCCGGAGCGGGGCAGGAAGGAGAGCACCCCACAGAGAAGGAUGGUGCUUCCCAGUGA